AUGCAGAUACAGAACAGGAGGCAGCACGCAACCACCGUCAGAUCAUCUGCUGCUACUAAGACGGCGUUCCUGGACAUGGUGCCCACCACUGGUGGGGAGGAUCUCAUGCCAGCACUGAGCACCAGGCACCAAGCACUACACAGCAAGCACCAGGUACCAAGCACCAGGCACCAUGCACCAGGCACCAAGCACCAAGAACAAGGCAUUGUGCACCAGCUGCCAGGGACCAGGCACCAUGCACUGGGCACUGAGCACCAGGCACCAUCACUAUGCAGCAAACACCAGGUACUGAGCACCAGGCACCAAGCACCAGGCACCAAGUACCAAGAACAAGAGACUGUGCACCAGCCGCCAGGCACCAGGCACCAUGAACUGGGCACUGAGCACCAGGCACCAAGCACUACACAGCAAGCACCAAGUACCGAGCACCAGGCACUGUGCACCAGGCAUCAAGCACCAAAAACAAGGCACUGUGCACCAGUUGCCAGGCACCAGGCACCAUGCUCUAGGCACUGA
Messenger RNA from Schistocerca gregaria, 516 nucleotides. RefSeq lists its product as uncharacterized. Lineage: Eukaryota; Metazoa; Arthropoda; Insecta; Orthoptera; Acrididae. Bases 1 to 516 code for a protein of 171 amino acids. The transcript has 2 exons. The record is from RefSeq and is a predicted model, not a curated record.